Messenger RNA from Folsomia candida, 6207 nucleotides. RefSeq lists its product as uncharacterized. Gene Ontology annotation, biological process: DNA integration; proteolysis. The transcript has 7 exons. The record is from RefSeq and is a predicted model, not a curated record. Bases 1 to 6207 code for a protein of 2068 amino acids. Lineage: Eukaryota; Metazoa; Arthropoda; Collembola; Entomobryomorpha; Isotomidae. Gene Ontology annotation, molecular function: zinc ion binding; nucleic acid binding; metalloendopeptidase activity.
AUGGAAGAUUUGAAGGCUACAAGGACUCCGUUUCGUAGGAAGUUCACUCGGACACUCAACGAAUUGAAGAUCAUUUUGGAUUCUGACAAUCCAGAUGAGGAGGAGGUCGAGGUGAAAAUGGAACGGAUGAAGGUGGCGAUAGAAAACCUGCAGUUAUCUGAUGACAAGAUUCUUGCUAAGAUGCUGGCAGAUAAGUGUUCGGAAGAAGAGUACCAAGCAGAGUACGACAGCAUGGAUAAGUACCGGGAUGAGUGGUCGGACUUUUGUGUGAAAGUGCGUCGCGUUUUUCACCUGCCUGGGGUCCUGUCGGAAUCCGAAGCCGGAUCGUCGUCGCAGUCGACUACGUUAAAAAAGAAUCGGACUUACAAGCUGCCCAAAAUUGAAAUUAAGAAGUUUGCAGGCGAAGUGACGGAAUGGAUUAGUUUUUGGUCACAAUUCGAGAAGAUACAUUUAGAUGAAGAACUCCACGAUUGUGACAAAUUUCAGUAUCUUGUUCAAUCCAUGGUUCCUGGCUCCAAAGCUGCAAAACUUGUUGAAAGUUGGCCACAGUCUGCAAAGAAUUAUCCCAAAGUUAUCGAGGCUAUGCAGGACAGGUUUGGCGACAAAGUGCUACUCACUGAGGUGUAUGUAAGGAAGCUGCAACAAUUGGUCAUCUCUAAUGCUGGAAAGAAGAAUGAAAAUAUCUCAUUGGCGAGUAUGUAUGAUGAUCUCGAGUCCAAUUUGAGAGGUCUCGAGUCCCUUGGAGUGACAUUUAAAGAAAGUGCAGCGUUCCUCUAUCCAAUGAUUGAAUCAGGACUGCCAAUUGAAUUAGUGAAAGUGUGGCAGAGAAGUGCCUUGUCCGGAUAUGGAGACGAAGAAAUUAAGCCGGUGGAGGAGAGACUGACUUGUCUCAUGAAGUUCAUCCGCGCGGAAGUUAAGGGAGCUCAGAGGCUCACAUUCGUCAUCCCAUCGCAGAAACAGCCGGAAAAGGACAAGAAGAAAGAUAAUCAUCGCGGUGAAGGGUAUCACAAGAGCGACGUCGCAACAGCAGCUGGGUUAUUCAGUGGGCACAGUUCAACUUGUAUUUUUUGUGACAAGAAUCACGCCAGUGUUGACUGUUGGCGAGGACCUCAGAUGACCAUGAAAGAGAAGAAUGGCAGAGUGAAGGACAGAAAGUGUUGCUAUAAGUGCUUAAGGUCCGGUCAUUUUUCAAGCAACUGUAAAGCAAAGUUAAAGUGCAUCAUUUGUUCAAGACAACAUGUGGUGGUAAUGUGUCCGGAAGUCGCCCAGAAGGCCCAAGAGCAGGAGGCGAGACCGGUCGACAGAGAAGAAAUAAGAGGUGGUGCCCCAUCAGCAAUGACAAGCCAUGAAUGUGCAGGGGACGUCUUAUUACAAACGCUGCUAGUUCGGAUCUACAACAAUGAUAAGAGCAGAUACCGUGUGGCGCGUCUUGUAUUUGAUAACGGGAGUCAAGGGUCAAGUGUUCGUCGCGACACAGCAGAAGCAUUAAGAUUGGAGCCGGUAGGGGAAGUAUGGUCAAGAAAGGUUCUCUUCGGCGGCCAGUUAACUGAAAGACGGCGACACAACCGACUCCGUGUAACAUUAUCCAGCCCGGACGGAAAUACUCAACGAGAUUUGGAAGUCUUGGACGAACCAGAAAUUUGUGGCCGACUUCGCAGAAUCCCAAAAGGUCCGUGGUUAGAAGAAUUAGCACAGAACCGGAUAAUGCUGAGUGACAUGAAGUCACAGAAUCCAGAAAUUGAAGUCCUCGUGGGAAGUGACUAUUUUGGGCAACUAAUGACAGGAAGAGUUGUUCAGUUGGCGUGUGGGUUGACCGCUAUGGAGUCAGUCUUCGGAUGGACCUUGAGUGGAAAAUUACCAGCGGGUUAUCAUUCAACAGCAAUGUUACACUUGUCCAGCGCCCUUAUGUCUUGCCAGUCGUCCGUGUCGGAACUUUGGAGUCUGGAGACUUUAGGAAUUAUGGAUCCUGUCGAUGUAAAGAAUAAAGAUCAAGAAUUGGAAACUAAAAAGCAUUUCUUGAAUACGGUAACAAGAACCGAUGAUGGUCGCUACUCGGUGAAAUUGCCCUGGAUUGGUGAGGCGCCCCCGAUUCCAAGUAAUAGAAUGGUGGCGGAGAAGCGGCUGAUGGCAGCAACAACAAAAUUGAAGGCUGCAGAUCAAUAUGAUGUCUAUGAUGGAAUUUUUAAGCAGUGGAUAGAAGAAGGGAUCGUCGAGGAGGUGAGUGGCGAGGACUUGCAAGAAAAUGGAAAAUUAGUCCACUACCUGCCUCAUCGCCCGGUCUUCAAACCGGACAGUUUGACCACGCCCGUGCGCCCAGUUUUCGACGCAUCGUGCAAGAUGUCAAGAAAUCCAUCGCUAAAUGAAUGUUUGCAAAAAGGCCCGAAUUUAUUGGAGUUAAUUCCAUCGAUUUUAAUGCGGUUCCGGGAAAGAAGAAUUGGAGUCAUCUCGGAUAUUCGCAAGGCUUUCCAGAUGAUCGCGGUGGAUCCUGCGGACCGUGACUUUCUUCGUUUUCUCUGGUGGGAAAGUCCAGGGAGAAAAGAAUUCAAGGUGCUGAGGCAUUCAAGAGUAGUAUUUGGAGUGAAUUGUAGCCCGUUUCUACUUGCAGCAGUAAUAGAAUAUCAUUUGAAGAGUGCAAGUCGAGAAUAUUCUGCUGUGGCGUUAAAACUACUCCAAUCUCUCUACGUCGACAACUGUGUGACGUCCGUGGAUACUAUGGAAGAAUAUGAAGAAUUUAAGGAGAAGUCAGUUCAUCUUUUGGAGGAUGCCAAGAUGGAUCUUCGCCAGUGGGAGGUCAGUUCUGCGGAAGGAUCGUCCCAACCUUUGACAACUGUGUUGGGGCUCAAGUGGAAUAAGAAUGAAGAUAUUUUGAAGGUUGAGAUUCCACGUGAAGAGCUGCCAGUAAGAAUUUCGAAACGUGUGGUGUUGUCGCAAGUGCAGAAGAUUUAUGACCCGUUGGGAUUUCUCAGCCCUGCGACAUUGAUCCCAAAGUUAUUACUGCAGAAAAUAUGGAAGGAGAAGUCAUCGUGGGAUGCAGAACUGGAAGAAGAUGUGAAGAAGGAGUUCUUGGAAUGGUGGAGCGAGGUCCCUGAUUUGGACAACAUUCACAUUCCUCGACAUGUUUGUGCAUCUCGUCAGGAGAGAUGUCAAAUCCACACAUUUUCGGAUGCUAGUCAGUUUGCAUACGCUGCGAUUGUCUUUCUUCGUGUGGACCGGGGGGACGAAGUAUCAGUGCAACUGAUUCAGGCAAAAUCAAGAGUUGCCCCCAUCAAGAAGGUCACAAUCCCUCGACUUGAAUUACUUGGUUGUACAAUUGCAAGUCGUUUAACAGCAUCAGUCAAGAAAGCCUUAUCUAUGGAGGAUGUGCCCACUUAUUUUUGGAGUGAUUCGACCACUGCCAUCGCAUGGAUUCGGCGUAACGACGAGUGGGGUACUUUUGUUGGGAACAGAGUCAAGGAGAUUUGCACCUUAAGUCAGCCGAAGCAGUGGUCCCAUGUUCCAGGUGGAAUUAACCCUGCAGAUUUGCUGUCGCGUGGUUGUUCGCCGUCGAAAUUAGUGGAAUCUCGUUGGUGGGAGGGACCAGAUUGGCUUAAGGGUCCGGCUGAAAAUUGGCCAGCGCAUACCGAAAAGCUGGAUGAAAAUGCAAUCAAUUUUGAAAAGAAGAAGGCUUUUAUGAGUUCCGUGGAGACAGUCGAUGCAUGGUAUGUGAAGCGUUAUUCAAGCUAUAUGAAGAAUAUUCGCCACAUUGCCUACCUCCUUCGAUUUGGCGACAAAUGCAGAAAAAGGAGCAGUGAAAAUGGAAAACUAACGAAGGAGGAACUAAAUCGUGCCGAAGUGACCUUGGUGCAGUUGGUGCAACGAGAAGAAUUUCCAAUGGAUCAGAAAGUAAUUUGUGGACUCCGUGUGGUCAAGAAUAUUGAUGGAAUUCUCUGCGUGAAGACCAAGCUGCUGAAUAGGAUGGAUUCAGAACACUUCCGGUUGCCGAUUUUAAUGCCAAAUGAUCAUCCCAUGGUGGAGCAACUUAUUAGAUGGAGUCAUGCUAUCAACGGGCAUGCUGGGGUCCAGUUUCUUAUGGGAUCGCUCAGAGAGAGUUUUUGGAUUAUUCAAGCAAGGAAAGCAAUUAGAAGAGUUAUUGGGAAGUGCGUGACGUGUCGCCGUUUUACUGCCAAAUCGGGAAAUGUGACGGAGGCAGCAUUGCCAGAAAAUCGUGUGAAGACCGCAGCAGUUUUUCAAAUCACGGGAGUGGAUUUAGCAGGUCCGCUCACUCUGACCGACGGGUCGAAGACUUGGUUCGUGAUUUUUACGUGUGCAGUCUACCGUGCAAUCCAUCUGGAGUUGGUGACAUCGAUCAGCACUGAUUCGUUUUUGUUGGCGUUGUUUCGCUUCGUGAGUAGACGUGGUCGACCCACCACAAUCUACAGCGACAACGGGACGAACUUUGUCGGAGCGGACAAUUUGUUCCGAAAAUUGGAUUGGAAGAGGAUUGAAGCCGAAUCCCAAGUUCAAAGGAUUCAGUGGCUGUUCAACCCCCCUACAGCAAGCUGGUGGGGAGGAUUUUGGGAGCGGCUGAUCAGAAAUGUUAAAGAUUUAUUGAAACGUGUCCUGGGUCAUAAGAAAUUGAACUACGAUCAGCUUCUCACAUGUCUUUGCGAAGUGGAAGCUGUCGUGAACGGAAGACCCUUAACCUUUGUAAAUGAGGACCAAGACGACCUCAUCCCACUAACACCGGCUAUGUUUAUUCAAGAUAUAACUGUGACGGAAUUUCCGGAAGUAGCGGUUUUGGAUGGGAGUGGUCUGAGGAGGCAGUAUGAAAAACUGAAGACGUUGCGAGUGCAACUGCGAAAUCGUUUCCGAAAGGAAUAUCUUGCACUUUUGGUCCAUAAGGGCAAGAUGAAGAAAGAGCAUAAGUUGGAAGUUGGAGAUCUUGUUCUCAUCGGUGCGGAUAAUAAGAAGCGUUUGGACUGGCCAAUGGGAAGAAUUGUGGACUUCCUCGGAAAGGAUCAAGCCCGCGUGGCGAAAGUUAAGACGAUGGGAGGAAUGUUCCUGCGACCCAUUCAACGUCUUUAUCCAUUGGAGAUCUCAUCAUCGAAGGAAUUGCCAGCAGUGACACCAGAGGUCACGAAGACUGCCAGAUUGGACAAGGAGUCUGCGGUGCAAAAGUUGAAAGAAACUGAGCCGGGGAUAGCUACCCGAUUUGGACGUGACUACAUGGUUACAAAUGCCGCCAAUUACGUCCCUUUUGAUUCUGUGGGUUUAAUGAGUACGGAAAAUUUUGGAUCGAUCGGUGGGAUCGCAUGGGUUGGUGGGACCUGUCGAAACAGGGCGAAAACAACAGUGAACCGAGACGGGGGCAGUUUUGAUGGGGUUAGAAUUUUUGCGCAUGAAAUGGGUCACAACUUCCCUGUUUUUCACGACAACUUCAAAAUUGUAUCUGUCCGAAGACGUAACGUCACUGCGGAUACUCUUUACGAGGAUGUCACACCCUCUAAAAAUGCCCUGAUGGAGAUGGAAAACUCCAUUUUGGAGGAUCCAGAGCAAAAUGCGGUCGUUAAAGUUAACCCGGAUGGGAAUUAUCUGCGAGGGAUAGUUAAUGGCCGGCAGAUAAACCAUGAUGACGCCGGUGUCCACGAAAUUGGAGAGCUUACCACAUUUGCCGAUCAAAACGCAGAUUUCGUAAAUAUUCCCGGCGAUGGGCAAGAUUGGUUGAAACAAACAAACUUAAACAGUAGGACGAUCGGCAUCCAAACUUUGGCCGUUGUUGAGCUCGGUUUGGUCGUCGAUUUCUCACUUUUCACUCUUUUUAACGGCGACAUUUCCACGAUUACGGAAUAUUAUGCCAUCUUCGUGAAAGGAGUCAACAAUCUGUUUUCCGUCGUAGGAGAUCCAAAUGUUGCGUUUCAGUUGGUGGGAAUUUACGUGAUGGAGUCUCGAGGUGUCCAACCGUUUGUGGAAAAUUAUAACAAUUUUGAUGGAAGUUUUGAUAUUCACGGGAUUUUGGAUGAAUUCAGUGACUACAUGGUUACAAAUGCCGCCAAUUACGUCCCUUUUGAUUCUGUGGGUUUAAUGAGUACGGAAAAUUUCGGAUCCAUCGGUGAGGUCGCGUGGUUAGGGGGGACUUGUCGAGACAGGGCCAAAACAACGGUAAACCGAGAUGUGGGCCAGAGUUUUUCCGGGGUUAGAAUUUUUGCGCAUGAAAUGGGUCACAAGUAA